This is a messenger RNA of Wasmannia auropunctata (little fire ant), 2087 nucleotides long. RefSeq names its product secretory carrier-associated membrane protein 5B (gene Scamp). The transcript has 8 exons. NCBI's taxonomy places the organism in Eukaryota, Metazoa, Arthropoda, Insecta, Hymenoptera, Formicidae. Gene Ontology annotation, cellular component: recycling endosome membrane; trans-Golgi network membrane. The coding region runs from base 167 to 1228 and encodes 353 amino acids. Gene Ontology annotation, biological process: protein transport. The record is from RefSeq and is a predicted model, not a curated record.
GCUGCCACGGCGUCACCGUAUAUAAGUAUAUAACGGCGGAAUCAUGGCUCGUCAGGUUUAGGGUUUAGGCAGCUUUAAGAUAAGAUUAAUCGAGUAGUAUCAAAAUCGCACGAACUCCCCGAGCGUAUCGGCCGCGUAACCGUGGGUGCAAGAACGUGGACGAGAGAUGUCCGGCUUCGACGAGAAUCCCUUCGGGGAGCCUACGAUUAACGAUCCCUUCUCGGAUCCAGCGAUACGAAGAGCGGUAACCUCUACACCCGCUAGUAGAGGCCUCGAGGAUUAUAAUCCUUUUGCCGAACAAGGCACUCAAGGAACUACACAAGUCAGAGGGGCAGUAAAUCCGCCGAUCUAUGGCGGAGUCGGUGCGACGCAGCAACCUGCCACGCUUCAACCUACUAAUCAAGAAACGCCUCCUCCUGCGUACGCUCGUACUCCCCAGCAAACGGUCAAUGCGGCGCUUGGAAGCACCAUGUCGGCCCCGUCAGAUCAACGGGCAGAAGCGGAAUGGAAAGCCAGGGCGGAAGAAGAAAUGAGAAAUACCCCAUACUACCCAAGACGAAAUAAUUGGCCGCCAUUACCAGACAAGUGUUGUUUCCAACCAUGCUUCUAUCAAGAUAUUGAUGUGGAAAUUCACACUGAUUUCCAAAAAACAGUGAGGCAAUUGUAUUACCUCUGGAUGUUUCACGGCUUCGUUCUGCUGUUGAAUGUAAUUGGAGGAUUUGUCUUGAUGCUGUGUGGCCAGGGCUUCUCAAUAUUCGGUCUGGCUAUCUUGUAUCUCAUACUCUUCACUCCAUUCUCCUUCAUGUGCUGGUUUAGACCAGCAUACAGGGCUUUCAAGAACGAUAGCUCUUUCAAUUUUAUGGUCUUUUUCUUCGUCUUCUUCUUUCAACUAAUCGUCACCGGUAUCCAGGCUAUAGGUAUUCCUGGUUCUGGAACUUGUGGCAUAAUUACAGCAGUUAGUAUGUUUGAUUCAACGGCCAAAGGUAUUUUCCUCGGUCUUCUCAUGCUCUUCGUCACGAUUUGUUUUCUUAUUGCGGCAAGUGGCGAUAUUUUACUGCUUACUAAGAUCCAUCGCAUUUAUCGUACCUCCGACGCGAGUGUUACGAAGGCGCAGCAAGAGUUCGCUACAACAUUUUUGCGAAACGAGCAUGUGCAAAACGCCGCGAGCAACGUCGCGGCGAGUGCGGUCCGCCAGCAGAUGGCUAACGCUGGCCAACCACGUUACUAAUAAUUCUACCAUUUGUUUGUCCUACGAAAACACUAUGUUCUGGCUUAACAUCAUUCAGUAAGUGGAUAGAUCUCAUUAGUUCCACUACUUAUGGAUUAUACGAUCACGCGGAAAUGCAAUGUAUUGCAAAACUUUAUUCUUACAAUGAAAUGCUGCGCAAACGUACGAAAGUCGUACUUCACUGAUCAAAUUUAUUCUCUAAUGUUGUAUUAUUAAUAUUGUACAGUUAAUACUGCAAAGUAUCUCGAAGUAUUAACGGAUAUUCUAAAGAAAUCUUUCGAAACCAGUAUGUCUUUUGUUUCUAGCGACAUAACAUUUUAUGUUGAAAGGAAAUUAUACAUAUAAUAUUUCUAUAUAAGUUUGAUGUAUUAGUUUAUAUUACCGUUUAUCAUGUACGUUUAUUUAUGAGAUCUUCAAACUUAGGUUACAAUGAUAUGAGUGAGCCCCUGAUCUUAAUCAUAUCAAUCAUAUAUCAUUAUGAUUUUAUUACUACAUAAUUGCUUAUAUUUACUAGCUUUCAUAUUUAGUGGCACAGUCUCAUGACAAUGUGAUCAUAUUAUAAGUUAUGAAAGUAAUUAAAUUUAUUCCAAGUCUUAAAUAACUGCAAGAUUCGAAUUAUAGAAUAUAAUUUGAUUCAUAUUUGUUGAAUGUUAACAUAAACGCUAAUUUACUUAAUAUUCACAAAACAUAACUUUCUUAUAAACCUUGUAAAACCCUAUACAUUCCUGUUUUUAUGCAAUGUUAAAUCAUUUUAUUAUGACUGUUGUUUCUUAAACAGCUCUAGUUUUUAUUAAAAACGUAGAAUCUGUUAAUGACAAGGAAGUUGGAUUUUACGAGAAAUACAUAAAUUUGUAAAAUA